UUGAAGAGAGUAAACCACUGAGGUGGCCAGGCCUCCGAACAGCCUAGAGUGGUCCUCCCUUAGCGCUCCCGAGGCCUGCCUGGAUCAGGCAGAUGCCGGAAGGGGUGACUCUUCCUAUUCGCUUCUUUGGUUUGUGGGGGCUGCUCGGGAGCUGAGGAGCUUUCUUCUCCCUAGGUUCCUAACCAUCCUCUUGAAGAGAACCCAGGAGAACUGGUGAUGACAGCUAAACUCUUGCUAUCAAGGCUCCAGGUAGACAUGAUAUUUGAGGAUGUGGCUGUGUACCUUACUCAGGAGGAGUGGAGCUAUCUGGGCCCUGCUCAAAGGGGUCUCUACAGGGAUGUGAUGCUGGAGAAUUAUGGGAACAUAGUAUCACUAGCAGGAUUUCCAGUGCCCAAACCUGAUGUGAUCUCCUUGCUGGAACGAGGGGAAGAGCCCUGGGUCUUGGAUAGGCAAGGAACUAAGGGAAGAGAGAUUUUUAGAGACAAUUGCUUAGUUAAUGAAACUAGCACUGAGAAGUUACCUCAAAAUCUGGAACCUUCUACAGAAAGGAAAUUGCAUGGAGUAAUAUCUGAGAGAAUUGUGGGGGAUGUUUUCCAGGGAUUUGACUUUGAAGAAGCCUGGGACUAUGAAAGAGAGUUAAAGAAACAUCAAGAAAAUCUUUCAGUUGGGAUACUGAAGAAAUCCUUUUGCCAAGAGAGGGCUUUCAGACCAAACAAGAGUUGCAAAAAACCUUAUAUAUGUCAGAGAAACCAAAAGUAUAAUGAAUUUCAGGGAAGCUUCAGUCUGAGUUCAAACCCUGUUAGACAUCAGAAUAUUCCUAUAGGAGAGAGACUCCAUCAGGAUAUUACAUGUGACUUAACUUUGAAACAGAAUUCAAACCUGAUUAAAUAUCAGAGAAUCAGUAUGAGUGAGGAAUCAUGUAAAUCUAAAAUAUGUGGGAAAACAUUCAGAGAAACUUCAGCCUUUAUUGAACGCCAGAAAAUUCACGGUGGAGAAAAACCUUAUGAGUGUGAUAAAUGUGGUAAAACUUUCAGUCAGAGCUCUAACCUUAUUGAUCAUCAGAGAAUUCACACAGGAGAAAAACCCUAUGUCUGUAAAGAAUGUGGGAAAGCCUUCAGGCAGAGCUCUAACCUCAUUAAACACCAGAGAAUUCAUACAGGAGAAAAACCCUAUAAAUGUAAUGAAUGUGGGAAAGCCUUUAAUCAAAGCUCUAAUCUCAUUAAACACCAGAGGAUUCACACAGUAGAAAAACCUUAUGAAUGUAAUGAGUGUGGGAAAACCUUCAGUCAGAGCUCACAUCUAAUUAGCCAUCAGAGGAUCCAUACUGGAGAGAAACCAUACGAAUGUAGUGAAUGUGUUAGAGCAUUUAGUACCCGAUCAUCUUUUAUACAACACUGUACAAUUCAUACUGGAGAGAAACCCUAUAAGUGUAAUGAAUGUGGAAAAACUUUCAACCAGAAUUCUAACCUUACUAAGCAUCAGAGAAUCCACACUGGAGAGAAACCUUACAAAUGUAAUAAAUGUGGAAAAACCUUUAACCAGAACUCUAACCUUACUAAACAUCAAAGAAUUCAUACUGGGGAGAAACCCUACAAAUGUGAUAAAUGUGGAAAAGCUUUCAGUGCUCGUUCAUCUUUUAUACAACAUCAUAAAAUUCAUAUUGGUGAGAAACCCUACAAUGAAUGUUGAAAAACCUUCAGCCAGCACUUUUAAACCUUAAUAAACAUUAAAGAGGGGGCAGCUAGGUGGCACAGUGGAUAAAGCACUGGCCCUGGAUUCAGGAGGACCUGAGUUCAAAUGUGACCUCAGAUACUUGACACUUACUAGCUGUGUGACCCUGGGCAAGUCACUUAACCCUCAUUGCCCUGAAAAAAAAAAAAAAGAUAAAAAUAAACAUUAAAGAAUCCAUAAAUGGAAAGAAACCUUACUAAUGUGAUGAAUGGGAGAAAAUCUUCAGGAUAGGCUCAUUCUUUAUUUCACAGUUUAGAAAACAUAGUGAAAAUAACGCCCAAUGAAAGUAACAGAUAUAAGAAGGCCUUUAAGUGUAAUGAUUAUGGGAAAGCUUUUAGCCAGAAUGGAAACUAUUUGGCAUCAGAAGUGUUAUAUUGGUGACAAACCCUGUGUAUGUGAUGAUUUUUUUAAACACUCAGAACUCACAAUUCAUAAUGAAAAGAAAACCUAUGUCUGUAAUGAAUAGUGUAAAAGAUAACAGGAAGAGCUCUGAUCUUAGUAAAUAUCAAAAAGUUUACACUGGGGAAAAAUUGACUCCAGGAAAAAACUUUAGUAACCCCUUGGGUUUCAUUUAAAAUUAUAAAAGUCAUGCUGGAGAAAAAACCAGAUUCUUCAAAUGUAGGAAAAUCUUCAGUAAGAGUUCUAGAGGAUUCAUUGAGAGAAAUCUGAUAAUGAAGAUAUUUGGAUACAUAGGAAGGACCUGUGAUUUCAUCCAAGUGAAAUCCAUCUAUAUAUGACUUAGUAGGUAAUUUCUAUGAGAUAGCAUUGGAACCUACAUUUUCCUAACUCCAAGCCUGGUACUCUGUCCACUAUACCACACUGCCUCUAACUUGAAAUGAAGAUCAUAAUUUGUGUUUGUAAAUAUCUCAGUUGGACCUCAUAGUAACCUUGUGAUGUACUAUGAGUAUUGCUGUUCUCAUUUUACAAAUGAAGAAAUAAGCUCAGAAAUAAACAACUUGCCUAUGGUCACACAGCUGUAAGAGUUAGGAUAUAAACUGAUUUCUACUGGACAUCAAGUCCAACACCUUAUCCCUUUCCUAAUAAACAUGAACUAUACACACACCAUAUGGCAGAAUAUCUAAAGGCUUUAAAGGAAAAGCAUAAUCAAAAGCCAGAAUGCCCAAUAGUAAGAAAAUAAUUACAAGUUCUUGACAUUCCCCAGAAAGAACAUUGUAGACUAACAAUGCUGACAAAACUAGAUUUGAUAAAUCUAUACUCAUUAUAGAAUUGGAGCAUUAAGGGAUUUACCUUUUUCUUUUUAAAAAUUAUUUUAUUUCUAAUUACAUGUAAAAAUAAUUUUCAACAUUUAAA
This is a messenger RNA of Dromiciops gliroides (monito del monte), 3042 nucleotides long. Its product is annotated as zinc finger protein OZF-like. The record is from RefSeq and is a predicted model, not a curated record. Gene Ontology annotation, cellular component: nucleus. Gene Ontology annotation, molecular function: RNA polymerase II cis-regulatory region sequence-specific DNA binding; DNA-binding transcription activator activity, RNA polymerase II-specific. Bases 217 to 1689 code for a protein of 490 amino acids. The transcript has 5 exons. Gene Ontology annotation, biological process: regulation of transcription by RNA polymerase II. Lineage: Eukaryota; Metazoa; Chordata; Mammalia; Microbiotheria; Microbiotheriidae.